Nicotiana tabacum (common tobacco) is the source of this 639-nucleotide messenger RNA. Lineage: Eukaryota; Viridiplantae; Streptophyta; Magnoliopsida; Solanales; Solanaceae. The record is from RefSeq and is a predicted model, not a curated record.
UCUACUGUAGUAAAGUUUUACUGUACUACUUAACAUGAUAGGAGUAGUUACUUAAAUAUUUUUUAUGUAUUGGCUGGUCUAUAUAAGUGAUAAAGUUUACCCUAUGCUCAAAUUGGCCAAACUCUUUUAUCUCCGAGGCUUUCAUAUCACCUUCCUCAACACUGAGUUCAACCACCGGCGAUUGCUCAAAUCCCGGGGUCCCAGUGCCCUCUCUGGCCUACCUUCCUUUCAUUUCGAGUCCAUCCCUGAUGGACUCCCUCCCUCUAACGAGGACGCCACACAAGAUGUUCCAUCUUUGUUUGAGUCGUGUAAGAAGUUGUGUUUGGCCCCUUUCAGAAAACUUGUCACGAGACUAAAUAAUUCCUUGAAUUUUCCUCCUGUUAGUUGCAUAGUUUCUGAUGCUGGCAUGAGCUUCACUCAUGAAGUUUCUAAGGAAUUAGGUAUUCCUAAUGUUGCCUUUUGGACUGCUAGUGGUUGUGCCUUGUGGGCUUUCUUACAAUAUCCUAAACUUGUGGAAGAAGGUUAUUUGUCCACUAAAAGAUCAUAGUUAUUUGACCAGCGACCAUUUAGACACCACUUGAGUUAAAAAUCUGCCAAGCUUCAUUAGAGCCACAGUCGACGAACCUAGCUAUAUGGUAA